AUGGAUAAGGCCCUGAUGGCGAUGUCUCUGGAAGAAGAGGAUGUGCCGUUUGAUAUGAUGGAUCUUCCGGAGUAUAGUUCUUGCGAACGGAAUGUUUUCAGUGUUAUUGGUAGGUUACUGAAUCCAGACUGCCAAAAGAUGGCUAGUUUGAUUUUAGAUAUGCCAAGGAAGUGGCAGAAGUAUGAUAGAGCUCGUGGGGUCGCUCUAUCUAAGGAAAAGUUUCAGUUCAUUUUUAGUUCUGAGAAUGAUUUAGAUGAAAUUCUUAUGAAAGGGUUUCAGACUUUUAAUGAGUGGGGUUUGGCCAUUAAAAGAUGGGAAAACACUCCUCCGGUGGAUUACCUUCAGUUUGUGCUGUUAUGGGUACAACUUCGGAAUAUCCUUGUCAAUCAUUACACUGUCGAAGCAAUCAUGACCUUUGGAGAUGUUGUUGGUCAGGUCAUCGAGGUGGCUUUCGACCCGAAGAAAUCGCAGAGUCGGGGUUUCGUUCGAGUGAAGAUCUUAUUUGAUGUCUCAAAGCCUCUACGUAAAUCAAAAGUUUUUAAUCUUCCUAGAGGUGCAGGUCAGGCUAAUAUUGAGUAUUUUUAUGAGAAGGUUCAAAAAAGAUGCUACUCGUGUCAACGUUUGACUCAUGAUCAAAGUGUUUGUCCAAUCUUGGUCAAGAUAAGGCAAGAUCAAGCUAUCAGUAGGAGGAUGGACAAAGUUUUUGACAAACCGAUUCCUGAACCGGUUCUUAAGAAGUCUGACCCUUUGUUUGGAGUUUUGGAAAAAUCUCAAGUGGGUAUUCAACCAGUUUUGGGUCGCCCGAGGAUCGCUCCAGAAGUCUUAGAAGGGAUGAGGCAAUAUCUGCUUGUUGCUGAGGGUGAAGAAAGGAAAAUUAGAGAAGAAAGAGUUAAGAGGACUGUUUUUGAGGCUGAAUCUUCUUCGGCUUCUCAAAAGUCUAUCCUAAGACUUGAGCCUCCCCCGAUCAUUUCCAGAGAUCCGAUGAAAGGUAAAGGUCUUGUUUUUGGAUAUGGAUCGGAUGACUCUUCAACUCAGUCUGAAAGAAUUAUUCCCCAUGGUCCAAAGCUUUUAUCUGCUGCCAUUCAAGCGGCUGCUCCAUCUGUGAGGAAGCCUCGUAAUUCAGAUAUGCAAGAUGAAAGUUCUGCAGUAAAUGUUUUUGGUGAUUCAUCUCCUUUUCAGGAUGGUUCAACGGGUUAUAAGAUUGGUCUCUUUGAGGCUAGUCCUUCCGGAACCAAACUAAAAGGGAGCAAUCCAAGGAAAAGGCCAGGGAAAAAUAUAAGAAGAUUCAAGGGAUCUGUGAAUGGUGGUUUCAAUGGAGCUGGUUCGAAGAAAGAAGGCUUAGAAAUUGGAGUGAUUGAAAAAAAGAAAACACAAAGAAAAGUUGGAAGGAGUACCCAAAGCUGCAAGGCCAAAUACUCAUGA
Messenger RNA from Eutrema salsugineum, 1422 nucleotides. RefSeq lists its product as uncharacterized. The record is from RefSeq and is a predicted model, not a curated record. The transcript has a single exon. Bases 1 to 1422 code for a protein of 473 amino acids. Lineage: Eukaryota; Viridiplantae; Streptophyta; Magnoliopsida; Brassicales; Brassicaceae.